This is a messenger RNA of Aspergillus nidulans FGSC A4, 1959 nucleotides long. RefSeq lists its product as uncharacterized. Bases 1 to 1959 code for a protein of 652 amino acids. The transcript is spliced from 2 exons. The record is from RefSeq and is a predicted model, not a curated record. Lineage: Eukaryota; Fungi; Ascomycota; Eurotiomycetes; Eurotiales; Aspergillaceae.
AUGGACAACAUCAAUAGCCAGCCUCACCUGCAAGAUAACCCUAUCUCCACCGCCAACAUUAAACAAGGAGAACUCAGAUCCAGAACGAGAUCUGCACAAACCUACAUGCGCCGCUCAGACUUCCAUGAGCAGGGCAAGUCAAAUUCCAGCUCGAGUUCUCAUAGCUCAUUUACCCUGAGUGGCUGCGAGACGGUGGGGAUCGUGGGCUCAGGGAUGGCGGGGCUUGUUGUGGCUUUUUUGCUUGCUAAUGAUAGCCAGAAGAGGUACGAUGUGGAGGUUUUAGAGGUGCAAGAUGUUUUGUCACUGGACUCGGCGAGCUUUGAGCUUCCGAGAUUUGCUGAGGGCUCUGUUUCUGCUGCGGCACAGGCUCCAGGGCCAAAUGAUUCUGGAUUUAACUCUACUUCAGUGUCUGGCGCUGUGAAAGAUGAGAUAGUGAAGGACCAAAAGGAAGGAGAAGACGAAGUAGAAGGGAGAAGAGUUGACCUCCCCAUGCGCGCCUUUGCAGCCGGAUACUACGACAAUCUCUUGAAGAUGUACAAGUUUCUCGGGGUUGUCUUUGCCUCUCCAAAAUUUGUCUACAGCAUAUCUUUCUCUAGAAACAACAAGAAUUGCCCUUCCAAAACUGAGAGGAAAGACGAGAAACGAGGUGCGUACUUCAUCCACUCCUCCAACAACCACAUCCUCCCGCCAAUUCGUCCCGCGGGCGUCGGAGCAACAAAGUACGUAUUCGAGCUUCUGUACCUACUCUUCUGGUAUCUCUGGUUCACGUUUGCCUGCUUUUGGAUACCCCCAAAGACGACGAUGCCCCUGACGAAGAAGGGCAAGGGCAAGGGGGGGAUAGAGUCUAGUGCCAGAGGUGCCAAAGACAACCACCUCACCCCUCAUGCUCAUGAUCCCACCAGCGCUGGAAGCAGCGAAACCCUCCGCGCAUAUCUCUCCCGCAUUGGGAUCCCAUCCUACUACACAACCUGGUUCUUCUUACCCCUCAUGUCCAGUAUAACGACAUGCACGCACGAAGAACUCCUCAACUUCCCUGCCUCUGACAUAAUCGGCUAUGCGCGCCAAACCUACCGCAAACCGCACUACACGCUCACCCGCGGUGUCAAGCAAGCGGAGAUGCGCCUCUCAUCAGGACUAAACGUGAAAUACAACCACCGGGCCACAAAGGUCGAGACACUAGGCAGCGGGAGAGUCCGCGUGCAUUUUGUCGCGAAUGCAGGGACUAAUAACCAGCGGGUUGGCAUGAAUGAGUACGACCGGGUCAUUAUUGCCACGACGCCGGAUGUCGUAGGCAGGAUCUUCAGCCCGCUUUCGUUGGCGAUGAAGGCCAUUCCCACAACGGAGGUACGGACUGUUGUGCAUCGGGAUUACAGUGGUAUUAGCAAAGUCAGCGCCCACCUGCGGGAUUGUGGGCGGCUGCAGAAACGGGGCAUAAGGUCUUUUGAACCGGCGAAGCCGAUUGCCUCCUCAAAUGGCUCUGUCUCCGCUUCUGGCUCAAGCACCCCCGUCCUGACGGCCAUGCACAUGGUUACUGAGACCGACGCCUCAGGGACAUCCCGCACCGAGUCAGUCCACGAACACCCCGCCAACGUCCUAGUCACGACCUAUGCGCUCGAGAACAGCAUUUCUGAAGAACAGGUUCUGCACAGCGUGCGCUUUACCCGCGUCCUUCGAACUCCCGCCAGCCGCGACAUCGUCAACUCCCUCUUUUCCCGCAGCAAAUCACCCGUCACUACGCAGUGUGAGGAGAAAGAAGAGUGGAAGGGUGCCGUCUCGAGAAAGGGGUGGAAGAAUGGCGAUGGGAACGUCUACCUUGUUGGCGGGUGGUGUUGGGAUGGGAUGGUGCUGUUGGAGGGGUGUGUGGUUUCUGCAAUGAGGGUUGCGAGAGAAUUAGGGGUUGAGGUGCCGUGGGAUGGAAGUGGAAGCGCGAGCGCGAGGGGAUAUGGGUUUCAGCUUUAG